Molecule: messenger RNA, 1478 nt
Organism: Harmonia axyridis
Lineage: Eukaryota; Metazoa; Arthropoda; Insecta; Coleoptera; Coccinellidae
Gene: AkhR
Product: adipokinetic hormone/corazonin-related peptide receptor variant I
Exons: 8
Coding region: 232-1419 (395 amino acids)
Biological process (GO): G protein-coupled receptor signaling pathway
Cellular component (GO): membrane
Molecular function (GO): vasopressin receptor activity; peptide binding; adipokinetic hormone receptor activity
Source: RefSeq, a predicted model, not a curated record
GUCCGUGUUACACUUUGUUCGAGUAGAGUUGGUCCAUUGUAGUGAUCUCACAAAUUGUAGAUAAACAUCGAACAUAUACGUAUUUUCAAUUGCUUGAAUCAAAUAGGAAGUAAAAACAAAAAAAGCGUUGAACUGACUUAAUAGACAGGAAUUAUGCAGUUGUGAGAACGUGGGAGUUACUGCAGCUAUUUAAUUUGCCCAGAUUAAAUUAGCCAGUGUCCAAAACACAAGAUGAGAGAUGUUCACGAUAACCUGGACGGCAUUGAGGCCUUUCCAGAUGAACAAAAUAUAGAAGCAGCCAUCUACUCUAACAUCACAUCUGGCGAUCAUGAACUUCCUAUCGACAUGCGUUUCAAUGACGGACAUAAACUAUCUAUUAUAGUAUAUAGUUUUUUAUUUGUAUUUUCCGCUAUCGCGAAUAUAACUGUUUUAGUGUUGUUACUCAAGAGAAGAAGAAAUAAUCCUUCCAGAAUAAAUAUGAUGCUGAUACAUUUGGCGAUAGCUGAUUUAUUGGUUACAUUUCUUAUGAUGCCAUUGGAGAUAGCUUGGUCUAUAACAGUUAUGUGGAUAGCUGGUGAUGUUAUGUGUCGAGUAAUGUUAUUUUUUAGAAUGUUUGGGCUUUAUCUAUCAAGUUUCCUUCUUGUUUGCAUCAGUAUAGACAGAUAUUAUGCUGUACUGAAACCACUUCUUCUUUCUGCCUUGGAUAGGAGAGGCAGAGUUCUUAUAAUAGCAGCUUGGACAGGAGCCGUGCUUUGUAGUAUUCCACAGUCCAUUGUUUUCCACGUUGAAAGGCAUCCCAUUUUUAAGUCGUAUACGCAGUGUGUAACUUUCAACUCAUUUUCAUCACGCACAAUGGAAAUUUCUUACGCAGCUUUUGGAAUGCUGAUGAUGUACGCGUUUCCACUAGUGGUCAUCAUUUCUUCAUAUGCAGCCAUACUAAUGGAGAUUUGUAGGAGAACCAGAAAUCCAACCGGAGAUAGCAUAACCCGAUCCAGCUUACCAUUUUUGAGCAAGGCAAAAAUAAGAACUUUGAAAAUGACUAUAAUUAUCGUUUGUGUUUUCUUUAUAUGUUGGACGCCUUAUUACAUCAUGAGUAUUUGGUACUGGAUUGACCAUAAAUCAGCUGAGAAAGUUGACGUCCGACUUCAAAAGUUUCUAUUUUUGUUCGCCUGUACCAACUCCUGUAUGAAUCCCUUGGUGUAUGGAGCUUUCAAUUUAAGAGUUCUUAGAAAAGUCGUCAGAAGAGAGGGACCUAACGUUGUAUCUGAUAGGAGCAGUAUUAAAGAAAGGCCCGAAAUAAUAUGUCUUGUUUCCUGGAGAAAAGCACGAGAUGAAGGACACAAUAUAACGAUUACUGAACGAACUUCCUGUUCUAGUUUAAACAAUAUUCACAUGGUGAAUUUAGUCAGCAGAAACUGACGACGGAAGAUUUGUAUUGUUCAGUAUUCUAUUUUGAAAUGAAUUCCUCAAAAUAUUUU